Molecule: messenger RNA, 516 nt
Organism: Benincasa hispida (wax gourd)
Lineage: Eukaryota; Viridiplantae; Streptophyta; Magnoliopsida; Cucurbitales; Cucurbitaceae
Source: RefSeq, a predicted model, not a curated record
AUGGCCAACGCCAUUGCUACAGGAUCCUCAAUCGGUGAAUCGACAAAAUUCAGCACGCCUCCACUAAAUCAGCUGCUCAACCAGAUAACCAACACCAAAUUAGAAAGAGGCUAUUUCAUGUUAUGGAAGACGUUAGCUCUUCCAAUCUUAAGAGGAUACAAACUCGAAAGGCACCUAUCUGGAACUAAGAUUUGCUCUCCAAUGUUCACCGUCUCUACUAUACCCAGUAUUGAAACUGGUGAUUUUGGCUCUCAAGCAUCAGGAGGAGCGUCGAGCGCAACUGGUGAAAGGACUUUCAACCCAUUAUAUGAAGUGUGGGUUACUGCUGACCAGCUCUUGUUGGGUUGGCCAUACAACUCAAUGACUCCCGAAGUUGCAGUGCAACUAAUGGGACAUGAAAGUGCUAAAAGUCUGUGGGAUGCUAUUCACUCUCUAUUUGGAGUUCAGUCAAGAGCUGAAAAAGACUAUUUGCGUCAAGUCUUUCAACAAACUGUAACGAUAGCCUUCAAUGUCUGA